Molecule: messenger RNA, 782 nt
Organism: Anastrepha obliqua
Lineage: Eukaryota; Metazoa; Arthropoda; Insecta; Diptera; Tephritidae
Gene: mRpS11
Product: 30S ribosomal protein S11
Exons: 4
Coding region: 82-681 (199 amino acids)
Biological process (GO): ribosomal small subunit assembly; translation; maturation of SSU-rRNA from tricistronic rRNA transcript (SSU-rRNA, 5.8S rRNA, LSU-rRNA)
Cellular component (GO): mitochondrial small ribosomal subunit; ribosome
Molecular function (GO): mRNA 5'-UTR binding; structural constituent of ribosome; small ribosomal subunit rRNA binding
Source: RefSeq, a predicted model, not a curated record
UUAUUUAUCGACUUUUCUAAUUGUUAAGACUUGACGUAACUUUCCUUUGAUAAAUAUUACAUAUUCUAAUUCGAGCAAAAUAUGUUGCGAAGAUCAAUAACUUCGUUGUUCGAUAGGACAGUUGGCCUUCUCAAUAGAAAACAACUAUGUGAAAUACAUACAACAAUAGCUUUGCUAAAAGUAGAAGACCGGAAGGGUAUGAUGGCUUCAUUACCGGAUAAGGAUGAAGGCACUGCUGGUGAAAAAUCAAUAGAUAUAGAUACCCUCAUUCACAAAAAAGAAAAAUUCUUCCCAGAUGAUCAAACCUCGCAACAAUUAUUUAAUGGAAUUCCGUUUGCUGAGUUGCCUGUUUGCAACAUUCGUGUAUCUCCUAACAACACUAUAAUAAGUGUUACGGAUAGCAAGGGUGUUCCUAGACUUAUACGGUCCUGUGGCAUUGAGGGCUUUAAAAAUACUCGAAAAGGCACAAAUAUUGCUGCCCAAGCUACUGCAAUAACUAUAAGCGAAAAAGCCGUAGAACUCGGUUGGAAGACCGUCCGAGUGAAAGUGCGGGGAUUGGGGCCUGGUCGAAUGUCAGCCAUUAAAGGGCUUCAAAUGGGUGGCCUUAACAUUGUUUCAAUUACUGAUGCAACACCUGUAUCUUGGAACCCUCCGCGUGCAAGAAAGCAGAGAAGCUUAUAAAAAGGACAGUUUUAAAAUAUUCCAUCUUCAGCACAAAAAAUAUGAUACUUGAUUUGUAAGAAAGAAAAAUAUUUCUGAAAGAAACGUGAAACCAAGCUUAA